Messenger RNA from Pecten maximus, 5764 nucleotides. Its product is annotated as midnolin-A-like. NCBI's taxonomy places the organism in Eukaryota, Metazoa, Mollusca, Bivalvia, Pectinida, Pectinidae. Gene Ontology annotation, molecular function: protein binding. Gene Ontology annotation, cellular component: nucleus. The record is from RefSeq and is a predicted model, not a curated record.
UCUAAGGCAAAGGGAUGAUAUGUAAUGACGCUCUUCCGUCUAUUCAGGACAGCCACGAAUACACUUCGAAAACAUCAUAAAACUGCAUGAACGUCGCGUUCUCUGUACACAGUUAUUUUUUACAUUCUUAGAACAAGUUGAAAGCAUUAACAAAGAAAAAUUAACAUGGAAAACAAGGAAGCGAUGGAUUUUAAUUUUGCGAAAACUAGCAGAAGUUCAUCAGCGAAUCGCACUCGUUUGCUUAUAUGUCCGACUACGGGAGGAAGUUUUGAGCUGAACUUACCUGCUCAUGAAACAGUGAUUGGACUCAAAAAUGCAAUUUCCAGAAAGUUGAAAAUUCCACAAGCCAAGAUCAAUUUACUUUAUAAAGACAGGCUGUUAAAGUUUGGGACUUUGAAGGACAACAGUAUAACAGACUGUAGCCAAGUAACACUGCUACCUACCCUGGAAAGUGGAUUCUCUUACCCACGUGAGGAUUCAAGUGUUGUUCAGGCACUGGAAAGUUUAUCAGAUUCUCAGGUGAAUGAUUUCCUGUCUGGUCGCGCCCCGCUGGUGCUUGCGAUGCGGGUUGGAGACCACAUGAUGUUUAUACAGCUGCAGUUAUCAACCUCCCAAUGCAGUGGCCGUCGGGCUCGCCCCACCCCAGUGGUGGUACCAUCCCCUGGACAGGUCUCCGACCACCAGGAGAUUCCCUCCCCAACUGUUCCUCACAGUAGUCACACCCUGUCUCGGAACAUGAGCCAGUUUUCAAACUUCCCAGCUUCUGCUCCACAACAGCAUACCACCAAACCUGGAGCUUCUGAAGUUCUGUCCUCGAGAACCAGCCCUGUAGGACCGUUCUUCUCUUCACCCCCUCAACCUAGCUCCACAUCCCCUCUCUCUCCAGCCCCAGCCCCUGGAGCCAUCAUUGAGAGCAUGCACCAUCUCGGUGGUGGAGUCUAUUCUGGGAAAUUCUCUGGUACUCUGGACCCGACCCUGCAGGAUCAGGGAGGACGUCCAAGAAGAGACAUUAGUACCAUCAUCCACAUCCUCAACGAUCUGCUUGGAGCCACCCCACAGUAUCGUCAGGGAUUGAUGGCCCAGAACCCCCAAACAUCCCGUCUCCAUACCCAUAGUAAAGGAAGCCAUAGACAAGAUCUACGCAACAGCGAGAAGCCAGAUGACUCAAAGCUGAGAGAGAAAGUUCAACAAUUAAAAAGAAUGAUGGAGGAGCGCAAAUUCCGUCGCAGAGAGCGACGGGAUGUACGAGCACCAUACCAUUGGCAUAAUCGCAAUUUCAGCUGUGGUCAAAGUCAUGUAUGUAUCCAUGAUAAUAACAAAAUUCAAGAUCCAGGUCAUAAUGACCAAGAGGUCACAGAGGAUGGAGUCUCUGUUAACUCUGGUUACCAAGGUAAUGGCAGCAGUAUUGAGCAAGACACACUAGCUGUAUGAAGAGGAUCAUAGAAUUUGGCCUAAGGUCGGUUUUCCCCAUAAAACUGACAUACUUAUUUGUCAGUUUGGUUGAGUGCCAUGUUCAGUUGGUGCUUGGUAACUUUUUUACACCAAUUUGUGCCAUAGAAGUCUAGCUGAAGCUGUUUUAUCACAGAAGAAACGGAUACUCGUGACCACAAUGGAGGUUGUUCACAGUGUGGAGCUUUCCCAAGAGUCGAAGCUUCACCUCAGCAUUGCGCACAUCCCUAGCUUGCCCCGCACCAAUGGGGCAUAGGGUUCUCCAGGACACGAAGCUCAGCGGGCUUGGUGGGUUUUGUUGAUUGUUGGCUCCAGCCUUGUACAGGCGACAUGGAGUAGACUUAUUUGUAUGGGUUCGGGAUAUGUUAGGAGUCGCUACUGUGACCCACUACCUACAUCAAUGACAGAUUGGAUACUGCAGCAUUGUGCCAGUAUAGGAAUACAACAUUGACAUCUGCAGCUCUCAGUGCAGCAACAUUCAUGGACUGUAAGCUAUAAUUGUAAGGCAGAAUCUCACAAAUCUUGAAACAGAGCAUUUUCUAAAUAAUUUCUGAAACAAUUACCGGUAUUCAGCAUAAAAAUUUACUUUUACCACCUGUGCUUAAUUCAUGCAUGCAAUAGUACAUUCUAUUUAUUGAACAAAAAUAAAGCCUCUCCUGAUUGAGAUCAAAUUUAUAUUCAUUUUAAUAAAUAAUGCUGUUCUGUAACAAAUUAUUUGUUUCAUAAAUUUGUUAAAUGUUUGGGAUAUACAAGUUUUUUACAUAUGAUCUACGACAGUAGAGCAAGUUUAUACUGACAUUUUCUAAAAAAGAAUUUAUAUUUGAUAAUGUGAUUUUGUUCAGAUAUUGUGAAGAUUUGAUUGAUGGGGUUUCAUGAUAGAUCUGUAUCUUAAUGAAUGGUGCGAGGAUCGCAUCAUCCUCGCAUCAUCCUCGCAUCUUGUAGUUAUGCUAGUCAUGAACUAGAGUUUGUAAAGUUACCAGUAACAAGAAGUUUUUGUACCUUUAAAAAAUAUCUGCCUCGGCACAUUGCAGUACAAUGUGUGUGAGCAACAUAACGGGACAGUACUGGUAUGUGGUACACUAACGUACCAGUCAACAUACACAGGAAAACUGGUGGAUGGAUCUGUAAAUACAUAUUCUUGUAACAAAUUAACUUAUACUCUACGAUAUGGAGUUGUAUUAAAUACAUACACUAAUUGAAGUUGUAUAUAGUGUAUACCUAUAACAUUUUUCAUUACUCUUUUUAACUCCAAAUGCUUAAACCCUUCCAUACAUGUUGAUAAUUGUUUUUACCCAAUAUGCAAAGUCUGAGAGCAAGAUUUGAACGUUUUGCCCAGUUAUCUCCCCUUCCCGUUGAUUGUUUAAGUGUUGGAACACUUGCACAAACACAAAAUAUGAACCUGUUUGUAUUUUUAUUGAUCAUGUACAUUUUGCCAUUUUUAUCACCUUUAUACUAUCAUAAUGGUCUGUGCACAAGAUGUAUCCUGUAUACAGAGUUUCCUAUUAUGGGUAGAUUUUAUUUUUUUCUCCUUAAAAAAUCAAUCAACUGUAUAUUCAUAAUAUCUUCGGCAAUAAUAUUGUUUUAUAGAUGUGAUAAUGGACUCUUACGGGGUCUAAAUACCUGUGGUAAAUGUUUACAUCCAUGACUUUCUCUACUUUUUUGUGUACCAUCUGAAUAUUGUUUUCCUUGCCUUUAGUCCAUGCAUGUGUAUUGCCCUAGUUAAUGUCCAAACAAAAACAGAGAAAAAAUAUGUAAAUGGCAUGCAGAUAGUUUUAUGUAAGUAAUGUGUAAACUUAUUUUUUAUGGAUAAAUAUGGCAACAAUCGAAAUAAUCAGGUUUUACAAUUAAAUAUAUUAUUAAAUUCCCUGUUUGUAUGUUAAUAUGUCCUGUUUUAUGACCUAUGGUCUAUAUACCUGGUAUGUGGUCCAGAUUUUGAAUGACAAGAAUAUAUUUAUAUCGGUUUAUUUUACAGACAAGUCUACUUAAAAUUAGUUUGAUGUAUUUUAUGCCAGGAAUAUUGGAUCAGAUUUUCAUGUUAAGAUAAGAAAGUUGAGAAAUCAAUUUAACAUGAUGUCUGAAUUUGUGAAAUUUUUCAUACCAGUAUGCACAUUUUAGCAAAUAGUUUUGUCUGAGUGAAAGACAUUUGCACAAAAUUGUUUUGAUCAUAUGAAUUGUUAUGCUUCAUUGUUAUGUUUCAUUCCUGUUAAUCUGUCAACAAAUGAUUUAUUACAAAACAGAAUAUAAAGAACUUUAAAUGAAAAUUAAAAAAAAAAAAAAAAAAAAAAAAUUAAAAUUGUAAAAAAAAAGUCAUUUUUAUGUUUGAAAUGUUGAAGAUCGCAUUACCUCCAGGCAUAACAAGGUAAAAACAGAGUUAUCCUUACCUUGUAGAGCAGGGUAAUAUUGACUUAUCAAUUAAACAACAUUACAAGGUAAAAACAGAGUUAUCCUUACCUUGUAGAGCAGGGUUAUAUUGACUUAUCAAUUAAAUAACAAUCACCUGUUGGUUGUUGCCAGAUUUGUUAUUUUUUUUUUUUAUACAAGGCCAGUAACUGUGUGUGUCUACCUGUCUGUGAACCAUAAACUUGAAUAUAUUUAGUGUUGUCGAUACCUUUUUAUGUAAAUAUUUAAGACAUGUUUGACUUGGAAUUUAUUCAGAUGAGUCAUCCUCUGAAAUGUCAGAAAAAAUAUGCGCACAUUAACAUGUAUUAAGCUACCUUGCCAUUAUCAUAUCAAAGUGUUGGAAAUGUUUCCCUAUGUGUCAAUAUCAUAUUUACGUAUACCCUUAUGAUAGUGCUAUCUCCUUUUAUCACAUGUGAGCUGUAGUAUUGUAACUUAAUGGUGGCUCAAUUAAUGUAGAUACAUUGUAUUUUUUAUGAAGUAUAUCUCCAUCAAGGUAAAUGGACUUGCUACUGAUUUUGUUAGCAACAUUAUCAUAUCUUUAACUAAAUAAUUAUUGAUCUUCGUUCAAAUAAACCAGGACACAGAAGACUUAAAAAUUUUUGUCAAUAAAAUUAUCACUAAUCUCUUCAAGUAUUAAAUGUACUAUCAUUAUAUUAUAUAAUAUUUCUUUUCAAAGACCCUGAUGAAAAUGUAAAGUACAUUUGCAUUAAGAAGUCAUUAAUAAUGUAGUACAGUAAUACAGUUUUGCUUCUUCACAAUUAUGUUUCUUAAAGUUAUCUCAAAAUCCAUAACUGUGUCUUUCUCUUCUGUCACUUAAAAUGAAAUCAUAGUUAUGAAAUGAAAUCUUUUUUGAAAAAGUCUAGAUCAAAAAAUGUCAUUUAAAAUUAAUAAAAUAUCUUAUCCUCCAACAACAAAUAUGAAAUAGUUUAUUUGUAUGGGGACAAUAAUGUUACACAUCGUAGUACUCCUUCAAUGGUUUACACAGGACCUUGACAUUUCCUAAUCUGUGCCAAUAAAUUUGUAAAUUAAGAUUGUGUCUCAUAACCAGUGUUAUCAAAGUUUGGGAGAGUCUGUGCAGUUUUAUAUAAACAUGACACAUGGUACACAUGUGUUAUAUAUACCAGCAGCACAAACAAUUAGGAGAUUAUGUUUGUUAUACAAACUGUAUUUAAAUAAUUGUAGUUAAGUUUUGGUGAUGUAGAUAGCAGGAGUAUUUAUUUCUUAUAUUUUUAUUUUUUCAACGAGAGAAUUAAUUACUCACACAGAAUAUAUUUGUUUUCAUAUCAACAAAAUAAAUGAUAUAUAAACUUUUUUUGUGUAAAAUCUAUAAUAUUUUGCUGGAUUUUUGACUUUUAUAUCUAUUUGUGCUGUAAAUCACCCAUUUCCCCCAUUUUUUGUUGUUGUAGUUACAAUGGCGACAAUCCAUUUUUUAUCAGAAGUUCAUCUCAUGUUUUUACAUUUUGUCAUGAUAAUUUCGCCUUUUCCUUGAUAUUUCAUAUAUACUUAUUCAGACAUCUUUUUUUUUCUUGUCUGAAUAUGAAAAAAAGCAUUUUAUUUCUUUGGCUGUUUUAAAGUAAACCUCAUAUUUAAGACCAAUAUACUUGAGAUGUAUUUGGCAGUCACAAGUAUUUCAGUUGGCAAUUAACUAAUGUGGAACAGACCAUAAAAAAGGAGCAAAGAAGUACCCCCUCCCCCUCCCUCAUCCCUGAUCACAUACACCUUGCCACUUAAGAGUGAGUAGCUUGCAAACAGGUUGCAGUCUUUCAUAGAUUUUCUUGUAACAUUUACUGUACAUGUAUGCUUUCCCCCCCCAAAGUACGCCCUACAUGGGUUUACAUUUUCAAUUUUAAUCAUUGAUAAAAACAUAAUGUACCUAUUUCUUUUUAAAAUGUUAAAGAAAUAGAUAAAAAAAAAA